AUGCCGAGCGGAUUCCAGCAGAUCCAGAAUGAGGAGGAGGACGCGGACGCCCCGCCCCCCCCCGGGCUGACCCCCACCCUGGCCAUGGCGGUGGGGACGGCGGCGUUGGGGUCACUGCAGGUCGGAUACCACGUGGGGGUCAUCAACGCGCCCCAAAAGGUCCUGGAAGAUGAGUACAACGCCACGUGGACGCAGCGCUGGGGGGAGCCGCCCCCCCCCUCGGCCGUCUCCACGCUCUGGGCUCUGUCGGUCGCCAUCUUCUCCGUGGGGGGGAUGAUGGCGUCGCUGGGGGUGGGCCUGGUGGCUGAGCGCCUCGGCAGGAAGCACGCCAUGAUCGCCACCAACGCCCUGGCCUUUGUGGGCGGGGCCAUGAUGGGCGCGGCCAAGUGGGGCCCCUCCUACGUCCUCAUCAUCAUUGGGCGGUUCCUGCUCGGCGCCUACUCAGGGCUGGUCUCAGGGUUGGUUCCCAUGUAUGUGGGGGAGAUCGCCCCCACCCACCUGCGGGGGGCUCUGGGGACCCUGCACCAAUUGGCCGUCGUCAUCGGCAUCCUGGGGGCGCAGGUAUGGGGAAGGAUGGGGGGGGGGGCAGGGAAGGAUGGGAUUUGGGGGGGGGUCCGAGUGAGAUUUGGGGACGAAAAAAGGGGAUUUGGGGGCCCUAAGGUGGUCUUCAGAGGGGGUGUGGGGUUAAAGAGGGGGGUUCUGGAGUGAGUUGGGGUAAAUAAAGGGAACUGGGGGUCCCUCGGGUUCUUCAGGAUGGGAUUAUGCCCCCAUAGGAUGGGAUUAUGCACAUAUAGGAUGGGAUUAUGCCCCCAUAGGAUGGGAUUACACCCCAAUAAAAUGGGAUUAUGCCCCCAUAGGAUGGGAUUAUGCCCCAUAGGCUGGGAUUACACCCCUAUAGGAUGGGAUUACACCCCCACAGACUGGGAUUGCACCCCAUAUGAUGGGAUUACGCCCCAAUAAAAUGGGAUUACGCCCCAUAGGACAGGAUUUUGCCCCCAUAGGUUGGAAUUACACCCCUAUAGAUUGGGAUUACACCCCCAUGGAUUGGGAUUACACCCCAUAUCCUGGGAUUACAUCCCAUAAACUGGGAUUACGCCCGAAUAAAAUGGGAUUACACCCAAACAGACUGGGAUUACCUCCCCAUACGACAGGAUUACACCCCAUAGGCUGAGAUUAUACCCCAUAUGACAGGAUUACGCCCCAAUAAAAUGGGAUUACACCCCA
This is a messenger RNA of Phasianus colchicus (ring-necked pheasant), 1224 nucleotides long. NCBI's taxonomy places the organism in Eukaryota, Metazoa, Chordata, Aves, Galliformes, Phasianidae. The record is from RefSeq and is a predicted model, not a curated record.